Molecule: messenger RNA, 1298 nt
Organism: Ectocarpus sp. CCAP 1310/34
Lineage: Eukaryota; Phaeophyceae; Ectocarpales; Ectocarpaceae
Source: the annotation of a GenBank genome assembly
CCUCGCCCGCCGGCACGAGCAAGGCACACAAAUAUUGCCGAUGCGCUGAGGAAAAUGAAGGCUGUGGCGGCAAUAGUGCUGGUGCUGACUGUAGUUACAACGACGGUCGUUCAGAGCUUUGCCCCCAAGGCACGGCUACCUAUCCAUGAGCCGCGGCGCCUGGACUGGGAAGAGCAUGUGAGAGACAUCAAGCGCAGGGGGGUGUUCAGGCGCAUGUACCGGAUGGAGGAGCACAGCUUACAAACUUGCGGAGCUGCUGCGACCAAUCCUGGAGAGCAACGACUUCUAUGCAAGGAAGCGCACGCGCAGCGGAGCUGUGCCGGUAAAAAUUCGUUUGGCGGUGGCGUUGCGCAUGCUGGCAGGAGCAUCAUACCUAGAUGUCGCGGUGCUGUUCGGCAUUGCGAAGGAGACUGUAUUCCACGUCUUGUGGGAAGUGGUGGACGCGAUCAACAACACGCCGGAGGUCGGGGCGUUCUUUUUCCCUCAGACAAGGGAUGAUUGCGCCCGGCAAGCGAAGGAGUGGGAGGCCAAGAGCACCGGCGGCGUAUUCUCCGGUUGUGUUGCUGCUGGAGAUGGCCUGUUCGUCAAGACCAUCGCCCCGUCUCCGGUGGAUACCCCGAACGUGCUCUCCUACUUUUCCGGGAACAAGAGUGGGUACGGGUUGAACAUCCAGGCGACCUGUGACGCCAACUACCGCUUCUGCAGCAUGUCGGCCAUUUCGGCCGGUGCGACGAAUGACUGGACAGCAUGGAAUCGUUCUUCGCUGUCAGACUCGGUGGCGCGCCUACCGCCUGGGUACUACGUGCUAGGCGACGCGGCGUACCCUCUCAGCGAUCAUCUCCUCACGCCGUACCCGGGGAAGUUGCUGCCACGAGACGAAGACUCGUUCAACUUCCACCUGAGCCAACUGCGAGUGAAGAUCGAGCAAGCUUACGGCAUCCUCGUGGGGCAGUGGGGGAUUUUGUGGAGGCCGUUGCGGGUUCAGUUCGCAGGCCGCAGCGCCCUCAUCACGGCCCUCUUUCGUCUGCACAACUACCUCCGCGACGAGCAAGUGAAGCCGGUCCACAUGUCAGAGGAAGACACGGAGACCGGGCGCGACCGUCCCCAUCUGACGGAAAACGACACGCUGCCGGAAGACUUUCAAACAACCGACACGGGGGUGCCGAAGCCGACGAGGUCGGGAGACGUCCCCACCCGCCUGGCGCUGAGGAUGCUACUGGACAACAGGCGACAAUACCGCCCUCUAUACAACCUGCAGCGCAACGAGGCACUGUAGUCAUCGAGGGCUGACAGGCGGA